Phytophthora nicotianae INRA-310 is the source of this 428-nucleotide messenger RNA. RefSeq lists its product as hypothetical. The transcript has a single exon. The record is from RefSeq and is a predicted model, not a curated record. The coding region runs from base 126 to 326 and encodes 66 amino acids. NCBI's taxonomy places the organism in Eukaryota, Oomycota, Peronosporomycetes, Peronosporales, Peronosporaceae.
AAGGGAUGUAGCCGAGGGCGGCUUUUCGGGCCGUGAGAUCGUAGGUGUUGAAAACUGAAGACCAAGUGUGCAGAUCCAGGAAAAACAGAUAAUGGUGCAUUGGACGGAAGGCUUAUCGGACUAACAUGGAGAAUCAUAUGCAGACGAUCUAUCUACAGGGAGCGCAGAGGAAGAUCGUCGAAUUGAUGGGGAACUUGUGUGCAUCGAACCAAUCGAUGUUCUCGGUGUGUGCCUCUGCUCCAUUGUUCGUAUUCCAGCUCGACUCUAGCGAAUCGUACCAAAGUACGCGUGGCAGCAGCCACUCAGAUAUUACACCAGUGGCAUAGUUUACCACGCACUGGUCCUUGGAAACUAGCAUAUGUACCAACAAGUCAUCAGUUUAGGUACAGCAUAAAGCCUAUCAUCUUUUCCAAGAUUAGUCAUCCAGU